Periconia digitata is the source of this 4167-nucleotide messenger RNA. The record is from the annotation of a GenBank genome assembly. NCBI's taxonomy places the organism in Eukaryota, Fungi, Ascomycota, Dothideomycetes, Pleosporales, Periconiaceae.
AUGAUGGUGGUAACAUGUGUAGCAGCCAAUUAUCACGACGCAUCUAUUUUGAAACGGUUCCUAUUAGGCAGGCAGCCUGACGUUUCUCACUCUCCACGAAGCUCGGGUCAUACAUACUUACUUACUUACUUAAGUACCUACAUAUGUUGUGCCCCUAUAGUUGAACUAGUGACAUUGGCUUCGUUAAUCAUCAUCUUCAUCAUCAUUAUUGUCGUCGUCUCCUACGUUGUUUGUGUGGGCCAGCUAGAAGAGAACAUGCCCGCACCCCCAUCAACACAAACUCCAUCCCACCUACACCUACACAGUCCACUACACUGCUGCAAUCCACCGCACCCUCUACCCCCUACAUCCUGGCGCACCCCAGAGUUCCGGCGUCUGCCAUUGCUGCUCGUCGUCGCCGCCGCCGCCCGUCUCCGUCUCUUCCCUUCUUCGUCUCGAUACCGUAGCUCUUCUUCUUCCUUGUCUCAUUACCCUGCGUCCGCCCACCUUCCUCGUGGCGGAGAGAAGAGCUGCACCCCACCACCACCACCACAAUCCCCCGUUCUCGCCUACGCCCUCGCGUCCACACUCUCCAUCGCCACGGCCCACGGCGUCGUCCACACAAUGCCUUCCUUCAAAGUAAAGGCCGUGUACAAGUACGAGUCGCCGCAUGAGGAUGACCUCAGUUUUCCAGAGGGCCAAAUCAUCACCGUAACCGAGGUUGAGGACGAAGAUUGGUACGUGGGCGAAUACGUUGAUGAAGCCGGCAACCGGCAGGACGGCCUUUUCCCUCAAAACUUUGUCGAGAAGUACGAGCCUGAGCUGCCCGCCCGUCCCAACCGCGCAUCUAGACACAAACCACUGGACCAGCAGCCUGUUCAGCAAGCUCCCCCGACCCCCGACCUCCCCCAACAGGAGUCGGCGCCCGCUCCCCCAGUUCAAGAAGAUGCCCCCAAGCAGCCGCCCCCGCCCGUCGAGAUUCCCCAAGUAUCCUCUUCUCAGGUCACUUCGCCCACGUCCCCCGCUUCGGCUCCCAGCGGAGCCACCAAAUCUUCCGAGAUCCCUCUAGAGCCUCCCACUGCUUCCAAGCCCUCUGUUCCAGAGUCGACUGCUGCCACUACUGCACCUCCGGCUAAGAAAGCUCCUCCGCCAGUUGCCGCCAAAAACAGCGCCUUUUUGAAUCGCAUCGCUGCCUUCAAUCAACCUGCUGCUUCCCCCAUACAACCCUUCAAGCCUGGCGGCCAGCCCAGCACGUUCGUGAAGAAGCCUUUCGUGGCCCCUCCCCCUAGUCGCAAUGCUUAUGUUCCACCCCCUCGGGAGGCUCCGCAGGUCAAGUCGUAUCGACGGGACGAGGAUCCGGAGGUUGCGGAGCGUCAGGCCCAAGACCAGGAGAAUGCAGAACGCGCUGGAUUUGCUGGUAACCCCACCUCAAACGACGGUGAGGGUGAGGACCCGGCCCCCACGGUCAGCUUGAAAGAGCGCAUUGCAAGGCUUCAAAAAGAGCAGCAAGAACAAGCUACGCGCGCCGCUGCACUUCAGAAAGAGAAGCCAAAGCGUCCUCCGGUGAAGAAGCGGACUGAGUCUCACGAAGCCCCGGGUGAUGACGGCGAAGGUGGUCUGGAUAGAUCAAUAACUGGCGAGUCGCGGGAACGUACCUCCACUGAUCAUACUCGGCCGCCUCGCUCCGCUCAUGGUGUUCAGUCACCUGACCAAACAAACCGUGAAUUAAUGAGCGAUGCCAAUGACGCCGAUCAAUCAGGGGCUGGUGAAACAGAAGACGCAGAUGGCGCAUCAACAAGCGUAGAGGAAGAGGAAGAGCGUGCUAGACAGAAGCAUGCUGUGCGAGCGCCUGCUGCUCCUGCUAGAGAGCCUGAUGUUGGCGACGAGCAAGACGUUGAAGAAGAAGAGGAAGAAGAAGAGGAUGAGGAGGCCGCAGAGGCCAGGCGCAAAAUGGAGCUUCGGGAACGCAUGGCUAGAAUUGGUGGUGGGUUCGGCAUGCCCGGUAUGUUUGGUGGAGGAAUGCCCAUGGGUGUUCCCCCACCAAAGAAGAAGAAGCCCGAGAAAAAGUCCACUGCCGACAGCGAAGAGUAUUCGAUGCCUCAACAACGAGUACCCAUGUUUGGACUGCCGGGUGUGAAGAGCCCGGAGAUUGAGGACAGAAAAUUAGCGGUCGAAAAGGAGGAUGAAGAGUCUCACUCCAUCACCCUCUCGCGGCCUGCCAACGAAGUACCUGAUGUAGAGGACGUUGCCCGUCAGCCCAUGCAAAGAACCCCCACAGCUGAGCGCUCGCCACCUCUCGCUCCAGAAAAGCGUCCUGUGCCACCACCUAUCUCAGCAGCCGACCGACCAGUACCUCCUCCCGUCCCAUCAGCUUCUCGCCCUGUGCCAUCAGCGCCUGUCAGAUCUCCAAGCCCUGGGUCAGAGUCGGGCGACGAGAUGACGGACGCCCAGAUGCCGGAAUCUGCUACGUCACCCAAGACUCCCUCAGCCAUACCCCCUCUUAAGAAUCGAGACUCUUACUUGGCGUCUGAUGAAAUGUCCGGAGAUUCACCAGACAAGCGGGCCAUGCCACCGAUCCCGUUGGCUAGCCCUACCUUAUCACCAGUGAACAACCGUCCGCCGCCACCGCCCCCUCCAUUUGCAGCACCACCUCGAACCACGACAGCGGAUCGAUUAUCCAAGAAGAUUGAUCGCGAGGGUGAGACUGAUUACGAAGGCGACUACGAUACCGAUAUUGCUUCUGGCGCGACUCACAAGGACGCCUUGAAAUCUCACAUUCGUGAUUCAAGUAUGGAAGACAGCACCACCGCAGACGAAGCUUCAGUCCGAUCUCCUAUAACCCCUGCGGGCCCCCCACCACUUCCUCCUUCUGUGCCUAGAGCUGUACCACCUCCACCCCCACAACAACCGCCGAGUAGAGUGUCUCUCGACGCUCCCAGGAGUGCACCUCCUCUGCCUCCCGUUCCUCCUCCUACACGAGACAUUCAAGACGAUGACGACGAGUAUGAUCCGUAUCGAUACACUGGAACCCCACGUGCAGUACCUCCUGCUCCCAAGGCCAUGCCACCGCCUCCGCAAAGCCAUCCCCCACCUCCACAAAAUCGACCGCCACCUCCUGCCAUGCCUCCAAUGCCACCUUCUAUUCCUCCAACCCCUCAAAUGCAAUCCGGUGACACGUCGGAGGACGAAGACGAUCUCUAUACUGCCCCUCCACCUAGGAAAUCACAUGACAGACCGCCACCCCCUCCGCCUCAGGCUCCUCCGCCACAAGAUAGACCUGCCCCGCCUCCACCACCGCCUCAAGAACGAACCGCACCUCCACCUCCUCGUGAGCCAGCUCCACAGCCCCGAACACCUGCUGCCAGAAAAUCUCUGGAUGUGAAUCGCGCUGUGCAAGGCCGCGUGUCUAUGGAUCAACCUCGUCCAUCAGUGAGCCAGGAUUUCAUUGCGACAGACGUGGAUCUGGGGGCAUCGACGCACUGGUGGACACAGCCGAAUAUGGUGCCACCUUCUUUGCAGGGCCGAAAAGAUGUUCUCGUUGAUUUGAGUGAGACAAGGUCUGGUAACACGGUUGAUAAGCUCGUGCAGGUGCUGUACAUGGAUUAUUCGCAAUCCAUCAUAUCCGCUCGUUUUGAAGCAAAUAAUGUGUCCAAUGUUGAGCUCGAACAAACCCAAGAGCCUCCCCCUGCACGUCUUCGUCAAGAUCAGCUCGAGGACGCACACCAACAGCUGGGAUCAAGAAUCGCCAAGGAUGUGGAAUCCAAGCAAAACACUGUAGUCGGCGACGGCACUCCACAAGGCCUCAUUCUUCAACUUCUCAGUCCCUACAAGGAUGCCCUCCGACCUGUAUCCACGCGCUCGUUUGGUGCAAUCGUCUACGCCAACCUCGCCAACGCUUCCACGCAGCAAUACGACGAGAUUCGCCCCGGCGACAUUAUCUCGUUCCGCAACGCCAAGUUUCAAGGUAAGCACGGCGCCAUGCACGCCAAAUACUCUGUCGAAGUCGGUAAACCGGACCACGUCGGCAUUGUCCAGGAGUGGGAUGGCUCCAAGAAGAAGGUGCGUGUCUGGGGUCAGUGGAAGGAGAGCAAGAAGGUCAAGCCAGAGAGUUUCAGGAUGGAGGAUCUGAGGAGUGGGGAGGUCAGAGUCUGGCGCGUUAUGAGCCGUCAUUGGGUUGGUUGGCAUUAA